Messenger RNA from Chinchilla lanigera (long-tailed chinchilla), 1511 nucleotides. RefSeq lists its product as uncharacterized. The record is from RefSeq and is a predicted model, not a curated record. Lineage: Eukaryota; Metazoa; Chordata; Mammalia; Rodentia; Chinchillidae.
CCCCGCGCAGGUGGAGGGGCGCAGGCGGCGGGGCGCAGCUGCCCGGGGCGCUCACACUCGAAGUGCGGCGGACGGGCCGGGCUGGGCACGGGCAGGGUGGCCCCAGCCCGUGGACCUGGUGGGGUGCGCGCGGGUUCCUCACUCGCGAGUAAUUGGAUUCGAGGAAUGAACUGGAAGGAAACGGAGGCGCUGCCCUGGCUGGGUUGCUGCCUCCGCGCCCUUCCCGAGUUCCAAGGUCUCCCCCGGCAGCAGGACGAGGAGCCGUCACGGGGACACCUGAGCCCGGGGGUCUCCCUGUCGCUCCAGGUGGGGCUCCCAGCCGUGCCGACUGCCCUCUUUGUUGUGCAACGAAACCAGUAUCUCGGGCAGCCCCGAGACCUCCAUGCGGAACCCCGCGCCUUGGGGUUGAAACGGCGGCCAGAGCAGAACCAACCCUGGAGCCCAGGUCCUCGCAGAGGGACCCAGUUGGGAGGCGGCAGUGCCUGGCUAUCCUGAGGAAAGGCCUGGUGGAGCCGCGGUGGCGGAGGUGGCUGGGCCUUGCACCUUUGAGCCCCCGCAGCCCGCAGCCCGCAGCCCGCAGCCGCUUUCCCGCUGAUCCCAACCCCGCCGCAGCACCCUGCUGGAUGUGGACCGCUGCCCUGGAUGUUUCCUGCCCUAGGGACAGCCGCCCCUACUGUGGCCAGGCCGCUGCGGUUCCCGGUGUUGCCAGAUGUGUGGGGUGUGUCACCGGACUACUCGGAGCUUCACCAGGGUGAGCGGUUCUGUUUUGUUUGUUUGGGUUUGUUUUAAGAGAUGGAGACUGAAAACCGAGCUCCCCUGUCCUCUCCCACGAGGCCAGGAGGGGAGCAGCUCUUGGGAGGGCAGGGAUCUCAGGGGCCACAGACUGCAGAGACCCAGGCUCCGCACGCACUGCCUGCGGUAUCCUCUCGGGGAGCAGUCAACGGAAUCUCUUUCCUACACUUUCCCUCUCGACGCGAGGACCUUUAAAAAUCCACCAACAAAUCCCGUCAUUGGGCUGGUGCUGCGUGUGCUCUCCUACUGCGCUUGUACCUCGCGCCCUGCCAUGAACAGCUGGGGGGACCCGCGCCCGGUCUCUGCCUGCGCAGCUGUCACCGGGAGUCGGAGGGACCCCACUCACCACAGCGCCCUGUGCGCACACCCGGCUGGGAGGCCCACGGUCGCAGCUCCGAUGGCUGCUCUCCUCCACGCGGUUGCCGAUGCCUCCCAUUCCUGCGCUGGGGCAAGGCCCCGAUGGCAACGAACCCCAGGAGCCAAGGCGCUCAAGGGACCGGGCGGCCUGGGCCCAGGGGCCGCCGGGUGGGAAGCCCCCUUUCGCAUCCCCAGACGCCCAAGCUGAGCAGCACAGUGGGGAGCAGCUCCGAAUCAGCUCCCGGAGAGUCUGCCGCUCCCGUUGCAGAGCUGUGCUCCGGGCUGCGCUCCGGGCUGUGCACCCCGCCCCGCGCUGCAGACAGGCUGGGUUUGAGAAUUAAAAGUGUGUCUGUGGCUCAGCA